ACAAGAUUUGUUGAAGUUUAUUUAACACAGAUAUAGAACACUUUCAUUUUUGCCAAAUAAAUAAAUAAAUAAAUAAAUAAAAAGAGCACACAUUUGUAGUUACCCUUUCAGACAGCAAAAAUAUGGAUCCAUUUAAUUUUCGUUUUGUUUUUCCUUUUUAAUUUUUUUUUCAGAUUAGAUUCGUUUCGUUCCCGAGUCUUCAGCUCACUGGGCAUUGUCUCUACCGUGUGCAUCCACUUCCCACUCGUCAAAUCUUCUUCUUCUUCUUCCUUCUUUCUUUCGUCUUAAGUAAAUUCACUGAACAGUUCCCACCUCAAAUCACCCAAAUCCACAUCAGAACCCAGUUUUCUCACACCCAGAAUCUUUCUUGGUCUUUUUCUUGAAUUCAAGCACAAAGUUUGGGUCUUUUUCAGCUCUGGUUGAAUCCCCAUUGAAGGGCAGGCGUCUGGGUGUUAGUCUGCAUGCCAGUUUUCGCCCAAGUUUGAAGCUUUUUCCCAUUCUGCUGCGACCCAAUUGAUGGGACUCUAAUGGGUUCCUUGGAAUCUGGGAUCCCAUUGAAGAAGGGGAGCUUGUUUGGUACUCAGUUUACUAGAAAAGAGAAGAAUCCUUUUUCUCACAGGUUCAGAUCGAGCUUUUCGAGGUUGCUCUUUAAGAAGCUCGAUUACUUGCAAUGGAUUUGUACGGUGGUGGUGUUUCUGUGCUUGGUCGUUGUGUUCCAAAUGUUUCUGCCAGGGUCGGUUGUGGAAAACUCCGAUGAUGAGUCCUUGAAAGCUGUGAGAAUGCGGUCUGAUAAUUUGUUCCAUUAUGGAGAAAUUCAGAAGGUUGUGUUGGACAUUGGGGAGGAUGCCCUUCUUUUGCCAAUGAUUUUGGAGAAAUUUAGGAGAGGUGGUGGUGAGGGCAUGGAUGCGGGUUUGUUUAACCACACAGCGCAACAUUUUGGAUACAGGAAGCCUCAGCUUGCAUUGGUGUUUGGAGAACUGUUGGUUGAUUCUCACCAAUUACUUAUGGUAACAGUUGCAACUGCUUUGCAAGAGAUUGGCUAUGAAAUCCAGGUCUUUUCACUUGAAGAUGGACCAGGGCAUAAUGUGUGGAGAAAGUUAGGAGUUCCCAUUUCUAUCGUCAGAACUUGUGAUAAGCGAAACAACACUGUGGACUGGCUAAACUAUGAUGGUAUAAUUGUGAGCUCUCUGGAAGCCAAAGGUGCCUUUUCAUGCUUUUUGCAGGAACCUUUCAAGUCCAUCCCUCUUAUAUGGAUUGUUCAUGAAAAUGCUCUUGCUUAUCGAUCAAGGCAAUAUACCACUAAUGGGCAGAUAGAAUUUUUGAACGAUUGGGGAAGAGUUUUCAAUCGUUCAACAGUUGUUGUCUUUCCAAACUAUGCUUUGCCGAUGAUUUACUCCACAUUUGAUGCUGGAAAUUUUUUCGUUAUUCCUGGUUCCCCUGCUGAAGCAUUAGAAGCAGAAGCAUUUAUGGCCUUACAUAAAGAUAAUAUGCGUGUCAAUAUGGGCUAUGACCCCGAAGAUGUGAUUAUUGCAAUUGUGAGCAGUCAAUUUCUGUACAAGGGCAUGUGGUUGGGGCAUGCCAUUGUUUUAAGGGCUUUAGAACCACUUGUGACAGAUUUCCCUAUUAACAAAGAUAAUGCCAGUGCAAGACUACGAAUCAUUGUUCAUAGUAGAGAAUUAACAAAUAAUUACAGUGUGGCUCUUGAGACCAUGGCGCAUAGCUUGAAAUACCCAAGAGGUAUUAUAGAGCACAUAGCUGGAGAUUUGAAUGCCGAUUCCGUACUUGGUAUAGCAGAUGUAGUGGUAUAUGGAUCCCUUCUUGAAGAACAUUGUUUUCCAGAGAUUUUGAUCAAGGCUAUGUCCUUUGAGAAACCAAUUAUUGCUCCAGAUGUUCCCAUGAUCAGAAAAUAUGUAAGUUUUCACUCUAAUCUUUUUACGUUAGCCAUAUCAUGGGUCUAGAUUUCUGGUUGUUAC
Molecule: messenger RNA, 1973 nt
Organism: Vigna umbellata (rice bean)
Lineage: Eukaryota; Viridiplantae; Streptophyta; Magnoliopsida; Fabales; Fabaceae
Source: RefSeq, a predicted model, not a curated record